Messenger RNA from Diaporthe batatas, 2372 nucleotides. RefSeq lists its product as uncharacterized. The coding region runs from base 98 to 2323 and encodes 741 amino acids. The transcript has 2 exons. NCBI's taxonomy places the organism in Eukaryota, Fungi, Ascomycota, Sordariomycetes, Diaporthales, Diaporthaceae. The record is from RefSeq and is a predicted model, not a curated record.
GCCCAACCCGUCCGUGAAUUGACCGCACCUCUCAAAUCACUUAUCGGUUUCAUCGUCGAGCAGGCCUUCAAAGGACUCGCCGAGCCUUUCGUGAAUCAUGGAACAAAACCCGGUGACACAAUCUACCAGUUUGGAUGCGGUCUUGGACUGCGAAAUUUGCGACGCGAUCUGGAGUCGCCUUUCGGGACCCGAUGGAAAUAGAACAGACCCAGAAAUCAAACUAGGCUCGUUCGAAGAUGCUUUAUCUACCGGAUGUAUAAGGCACAAGCAUUUAGUCGAAUGGUUCCAGAGAUAUUGCAACGAGAAGGACCCAGCUAGUCCCUUCAAUACCCGACCGGACAGAAAAGAUCUCGGCAUCAGAAUCCGUCGACCUGGCUCCCUUACGUUCACACAAUCAUUAGAAUACGGUGGGCUGUACGCCGAUCUAUUGCUAAUGCGGAGAGAAUCUGUCCAGCACCAUCCAGGUAUCGCUCGUGCCUUGGACCCUAAGUGGCUUGACAUCAGCGCGGUGAACCACUGGCGAAACGAAUGCGCGUCAUUGCAUGGAGCAAGUUGCGAAAAUCCAACAAAGAUAUGGCCAGCACGUCCAGCCUGGGUCGUUGACACAGAGAAUAGGUGUUUAGUGCCUGGCAAGGACUGCGCAUCAUACGUGACACUGAGCUAUCGGUGGGGAAAGGCCCGCGGCCUGGAGAUACAGCAGGAUACCAUGGCCAAACUCCGGAGGCGUAACGGGCUUGACGAUCCCUCCAUUUGUUCACAGCUUGCGCCUAUAGUUCGGCAUGUUAUCUCACUGGCGUCCAUGAUUGGCGAGAGGUAUCUUUGGGUUGAUGUUCUCUGCAUCGAUCAUUCCCGGGUAUCUGAGAGCACAAGGCAACUUGAACUCAUGGGAGCUAUAUAUGCAAAUGCCUCAUUGACCAUCGUGGUCUUUGAUGUCGAUGCUGAAGAAGGUCUCCCAGGCUUGCAAGGCGUCUCGCGCGGUAGAAAUCGCCCCGAUCAGCUCAUCCCGUUCGGCGAGGAAAACUUUGUUCAUGACAAACAUAGCUACUUCGAAUUCAGCAAUUGGGGCGACUACCACGAGCGGGGGUGGACCUAUCAAGAAUUCGAAAUGGCAUCCAAACGCCUUAUCUUCAGCAAAGGGUCCGUACACUGGAUGUGUCAACGCAGUGUGUGGCAAGAGCAUCUACAUCUCGGAGUGGAAGCUGAUAAAUACAUCAAUCCCCGUUUGGGAGAAAUUAUGCGCGGCAUGCCGAAUCUUCUGUCCCUUGGAAACCUACUCGGCAAUUACAAUGAAAGAGCACUGACAUAUGACGAGGAUGCUCUCCCAGCAAUAUUCGGCCUACUUACCGUCUUCAGCCGUUGUUUCACAGGAGGAUUUCUAUGUGGAAUCCCGGAAAUGUUCUUCGAGGCGGCGCUGAGUUGGCGGCCGCAUUGGGACCACAUUGAUCUCCGACGACGAAUACCCUCUGAUAACCCUAAAUUGGGCCAACUACGUCCCUGUAAACUUCCGUCUUGGUCAUGGGUAGGAUGGGAAGGCCUUGUGGAUAUUUCACAAUAUGAAGCUGGCCCCGCAAAUCCGAGGGCUUGGUGGAUCAAAGAGACAAUUCCCAUCACUGAGUGGUAUACUUGCGACUCCCCGACCUCGUUGGAGAAGCGAAGAAUAAGAAGCUCUUGGUUCGAAACACGCGAGGUUUACAAAGACUCUGAAAAGCCUCUGCCUCCAGGUUGGACUCGACACGCCAUCUCGGAGGCAGCUAACCAAGGAGAGGGAAAGCUUAAGGAUGACGCACUGCUUUACCCCGAUGGGUGUGACAGAUACAUCUUUCGGCAUGAGAGUAUGUCAGAUAACAAUGACCAGGAGCAUCCCUGGUACUGGCCGUUUCCCGUGCCAGACAUCAAGGAGUCGACGCAACCAUUCAUGCCGGAGCAAACAUCAUAUCUCUCCUGUGCCACCCAUCGUGCCCAUGUUUUUGCCUUUCAGGCGGGAGAGGGGAACAGGGCCACCAUUUACAGCAAUGAAGACAAGGUCAUUGGAACUUUGAGACUACACAACAAGGAGCAGCUGCAACGUUUCCCUCGGUCAGACGAGGGGUGGGCUGCAGCGGCUGAGGUCGAGUUAGUGGCCAUUUGCCGGACACGCUACUAUCACAAGACUUUUGAUGAAGGCCUCCGAUUGUACACGGGCCCUAUCAAGAAAUGGGAGGAAUACACAGUACUGUGGGUUGAGUGGAUCAACAAAGUGGCAUACCGGCUGGCAGUAGGCCAAGUCCACAAGACUGAUUGGGAAGCGUUGGAGCUAGAAGACAUUAAUCUUAUGCUAGGGUAGCAAUGGGACCCAAACCUGGGACAAUUGAUGCCAGCUGGCCAUCAUCGAG